AUGCAGUCACAAUCACUAAAACUCACCAUCAAAUUGAAGAUUGACAAAUCUGACAACAACUCUUCGCCAACUGUUGACCAUCCGAGUAGUGUAGACCGAGAACCCGAUGCUUCGAGUAGUUUUAAUCUUCCGAACAACCCAUCAACGGACUCCAAAGAUGAAGUGGAUUUGAGUUGUACAGACACACGGGAAAAUCACUGCACAGAAGAUGAAGAGCAAAAUGAAAUUUCUAAGUAUCAGCUGGUGGUUUAUGAUCCCAGUAUAAAUGGUACUAAUGGAAUUGUUGAAACUAGUGCUUCUCGAGACUCCAUUGUUCGUCGGCCUUCAAGAUCUAAUCCGUUUGCAUCUGUGGGGGCUUUUACUGUUCAAUGCUCUAACUGUUUCAAGUGGAGGGUCCUCCCAACAAAGGAGAAGUACGAGGAAAUAAGAGAGCAUAUUACUGAACAGCCUUUUGUUUGUGAAACGGGCCGCGAGUGGCGACCCGAGAUUUCGUGCGAUGACCCGCCUGAUAUAACACAAGAUGGGAGUCGGCUUUGGGCGAUUGACAAACCGAACAUUGCUCAACCACCUCCAGGCUGGCAACGACUCCUGAGAAUCAGAGCUGAAGGAGGCUCCAAAUUUGCCGAUGUGUAUUAUGCUUCACCAUCGGGCAAGAAACUCCGAUCAAUGGUUGAAGUUCAAAGGUACCUUAAUGAGCACCCAGAGUACAUUAAUGAAGGGGUUAGCUUGUCUCGAUUUUCCUUCCAAACCCCAAAACCUUUGCGCGACAACUACUUGCGAAAGCGUCCUGCUCAAGAUGCACUAAAUAAUGAUACCGGUGCUAAUGGGAUUUCACAAGUUCAACCCAUAUCAUGGAUUGGUCCUGAAGUCGACACGGACCUUCAGCUCAGUGGGCCUAGGCUGUCGGCCGACUAUUCCAAUUCUCGUGGUUCGAACCCUGAAGUUAGAUCGACAAAGAAGAAAGGCCCGAAAAGGGCCCUGUCUGAGCAAAGGUGUGGUGCUGAUUUGGGUGAGUCUCGUCAGCUUUGA
Striga hermonthica is the source of this 1029-nucleotide messenger RNA. The record is from the annotation of a GenBank genome assembly. NCBI's taxonomy places the organism in Eukaryota, Viridiplantae, Streptophyta, Magnoliopsida, Lamiales, Orobanchaceae.